Molecule: messenger RNA, 2615 nt
Organism: Nilaparvata lugens (brown planthopper)
Lineage: Eukaryota; Metazoa; Arthropoda; Insecta; Hemiptera; Delphacidae
Product: NADPH:adrenodoxin oxidoreductase, mitochondrial
Exons: 9
Coding region: 789-2120 (443 amino acids)
Biological process (GO): ubiquinone biosynthetic process
Cellular component (GO): mitochondrion
Source: RefSeq, a predicted model, not a curated record
ACAUUCAUUUUGUCCAAAUUACAAAUGUGCUAUAAACAGUUGAUAGAAUAGCUUUUUGCAAUUUUUGUUCAUUACUUAAAAUUAUCGGUCCAAUUUCGACGAUAUCAACAUUUGAAAUUUGAAAGAAAAACAAUAACUCUAACUAUAAAUAAUGGUACCUUCCAAGUAGAAGGUUAUGUCAUGUUGAAUCAAUUUUUCAAUUACAUACAAAAUGAAAACUAGCCGACCUGAACUCCAACCCGGGUCACCGACCCCAUUAUCUUUUCAACUUUCAUGAAAGCGACGUUCAUUUUUGUGUUGAUGUUGUUACUGUUUUAUUUAACCUCAAACUGUUUGUAGGUUGAAGUUGAUUAUUAAGAAUAUACUUUUAAAUGAUUAGUUAUCACAUUUCCUAGAUCUUAACAGUUUAAAUUUUUUAAUAAACUACAUAAUUGUUAUAAAAUAAUAGUUCUCUGGUUGAAAGCAAUUCAAAUUUAUGUUAACUGAUUUAGUUAUGACUUUCAAUCAACAUUUACAGGAAAUAAUUAUUACAAAUGAAACCUCUGAUUAGAUUAUAAUGAUUAUAUUCAUACUUCAUGUUUGAAAAACGGUCAAAGUUUAUAUUAUUAUAUGAUAUAACUUGUUUUACAUGGUAAUAAAAAUCAAAUUGUAUUUGUGUGUGAUUCAUGAGACGCACUUUCAUUCAUUGAACACUUUUUCUUAAUAAACAUUUCUAGAAUUCUCUACUGAUAACCAUUGAAAGCAAGUUUAAAUAGAAAAUAAGUAUUUAUAAUUUUGCUGCUGAAAUAAUGGUUACCCUUCCAAGAAUCGCAGUGGUUGGAAGUGGACCAGCAGGAUUCUAUGUUACUCAACAGAUUUUGAAGCGUAGCAAAGAAGCAAAAGUCGAUUUAUACGACAGACUACCUGUGCCUUUUGGUUUGGUGAGAUACGGAGUUGCCCCAGACCAUCAAGACGUCAAAAACUGUAUAAAUCAGUUCACCAAAACUGCUAAAAAUCCAAACGUGCGAUUCAUCGGAAACGUUCAGUUGGGAAGAGACGUAAGUCUCAAACAGUUGAAAGAUGCUUAUCAUUCUGUUGUUCUGGCUUACGGAGCUGACAGUGAUAAGGAAUUUGGCAUACCCGGUGAGAGUUUGCGGAACGUGAUAUCGGCCAGAUCGUUUGUUGGUUGGUACAAUGGCCUGCCGGAAGACCAGGGACUUGUGCCUGACCUGAGCUGUGAGGAUGUAGUCGUGCUCGGACAGGGGAAUGUUGCCAUCGAUGUGUCUCGUGUUCUGCUCAAAUCAGUUGAUGUACUCAAGACGUCAGAUAUAACAGAAAACGCAUUGGAAAUACUUUCGAAAAGCCGAGUGAAACGGGUUCAUCUGGUUGGACGAAGAGGUCCCCUGCAAGUAGCAUUCACAAUCAAAGAAUUCAGGGAAAUGGUGAAGUUGCCCAAUGCCACUACUUUGUUCAGACCGGAGCAAUUGGUGGGACUGGAAAGCGUCAUCCCUAGUCUAAAACGUCAACGAGUCCGUUUAAUGCAGCUGAUAGCUGAUACAGGCCGCAAUAAUUUGACUACAGUAGAUUGUGACAAGCUUUUCAAAGUAAUAUUCUUAAGAUCACCUCUUGAAAUACUUGGCGAUAGCUGUGUGUCUGGUGUCAAGCUCUCUGUCAACAAACUUGAAGGAUCUGACAUAAAUAGUCAACACGCUGUUCCAACUGGUGAAUAUGAAAGUAUAAACUGUGGAAUGGUUUUGCGUAGUAUUGGAUACCGUAGUCGACAAGUUGAUGAAUCUGUUCCUUUCGAUACAAAAAAUUGUGUAGCUUUACAGCAACCAGGAUUGUAUUGUGCUGGAUGGCUUGCAAAUGGUCCGACCGGUGUUAUACUAACAACUAUGGCCGAGUCAUUUCUCGUUGGAGAGAAGGUUGCCAACGACAUUAACGAGAAAAUAAUUGAUACAAGCCAGAGUAAACCUGGUUCAGAAUUGAUAUUACAAUCCCUCCAUGAGACAGGAGUACAAACAACGGAUUUCAGCGAUUGGGAGAAAAUUGAUACAGUAGAGAAAGAGAGAGGAUCAAAGGUUGGAAAACCGAGAGAGAAAGUAACAAGUGUUCAGGAAAUGUUAGACAUUGUUUCAUGAUUUUCAGUAGGAACACUAGCAUACUUUUUAUGCAUAAAAUUCCAUAUACUUUAUUGUUUACAAAUAUGACAGACAGUACUUAUGACAGACAAGAUCCAAUUCGUUUUCCCAAGGUUUAUUCGGGGGAAUAAGUUAUCAAGGAAGCUACUUGCUUUUGCUGUAGCUUGGCUUUAGAAUGACGUACUUUAUUCAAGUUAUGUAUUAGAUAGAAUUAUUGAUGAAUUUACACUUCUUUAUUUGCAAACAAGGUGUUAUUAACAAACUGAUUAUUAAAGUAUAAGAGCAGUCAGUUUUAAAAGUUUAUCAUGUCAUCAUCCCUGAUGAUAAAUAGUUCAUAUAGUUUAGGUUGUUGAGAUGAAAAAUAAUUUUAUUUUUGUUUGUUAUUUUAUCAAUUUUUUAUAUUUUAGGAUAUCCAAAUAUCUUGAUAUUGUUGAAAGUAUACUCAUUUUUUAUAUAUGCUUUGGAAAGAAAUAAUAUUAUACUAUUUAGAAACAA